Molecule: messenger RNA, 684 nt
Organism: Huiozyma naganishii CBS 8797
Lineage: Eukaryota; Fungi; Ascomycota; Saccharomycetes; Saccharomycetales; Saccharomycetaceae
Gene: YSA1
Product: ADP-ribose diphosphatase
Exons: 1
Coding region: 1-684 (227 amino acids)
Biological process (GO): ribose phosphate metabolic process; nucleoside phosphate metabolic process
Cellular component (GO): cytosol; nucleus
Molecular function (GO): ADP-ribose diphosphatase activity
Source: RefSeq, a predicted model, not a curated record
AUGAGCUUGUGUCUUGGUAGGAGGUUAGUGUCGCGAGGGUUCAAAGUAAUGAGUGCAGUGAAGGGUAGUCCCAGCAAGGCACGGUUGGUGUCGUCGCGUCCCGUGUUGGACACGAACGAGUGCAAGUGGAUUGGGCUUGAGAAGAUGAAGUAUCUCGACCCGAACGGUAAUGAGAGGGAGUGGGACUGUGCUGUGCGCAAGACUAGAAACACAGGGAACGUCGACGGUAUCGGGAUAUUUACCAUCUUAAACUACAAAGACGGUCGUCCCCUGGAGGUGCUGUUGCAAAAACAGUUUAGACCACCCGUGGAAGGUGUCUGUAUCGAGGUCCCCGCGGGCUUGAUCGACGCCGACGAGGGGAUUGAAACCGCUGCUCUGAGAGAGCUGCUUGAGGAGACCGGCUACAUAGGCAAGAUCAUCAAGCAGGGCCCCAUCAUCUACAACGACCCAGGGUUCACCAACACGAACAUGUCAUUGCUCACUGCCGAGGUGGAUAUGACAUUGGACGAAAACAAGAACCCAAAGACGCAACUGGAAGAAAACGAGUUCAUCGAGUGCUUCACCGUGCCUCUGAAAGAACUGCCCGAAGAGAUGCUCAAACUCGAGAAAGAGGGCUACAAGUUGGAUGCACGUAUCCAAAACGUGGCACACGGUAUUGCGAUUGCCAGACAGUACAACCUGUAG